UUUAAUUUACAGUUAUAUUAACAGUUAGACUAGCUGGUCUAGUAGGCCAAGAUGGCUGACCACUACCAGAACAACAUAUACAACCAAGGAGACUACCCUCUUCAGGAAGACGAUGCAGCAAGUGAUGUGACUGAAGGACAUGAUGAAGAGGAUCAGAUGUAUGAAGGAGAAUAUCAAGGGAUUCCACAUCCUGACGACACAAAGGCUGCACAGAGAGCUGCAUGGGCUAAAGCUCAAACAGCUAGCAGUGCAGCAUCUGAUCUAGAGGAGUUAUCUGAGCAGUAUGAGUACAUCAUGGAAGAAUGUGGUCAUGGGAAAUUCCAGUGGAUGCUCUUCAUAGUGCUGGGCCUGGCUCUAAUGGCUGAUGGAGUUGAAUGUUUUGUGGUUGCAUUUGUUCUACCGUCUGCAGAAAAGGACCUGUGUCUGUCCAAUGCAGAGAAAGGAAUGCUGGGUCUCAUCGUUUUCCUGAGCAUGAUGGUGGGAGCAUUUCUGUGGGGAGGACUGGCAGACAAAGUUGGCCGUCGGCAAUGUCUGAUUCUGGCAUUAUCUAUAAACUGUAUCUUUGCAUUCAUGUCUUCCUUCGCUCAGGGUUACAGCUUCUUUCUCUUCUUCAGACUGCUUUCUGGCAUUGGCAUUGGUGGCACAGCACCGAUUGUGUACUCGUACUUCUCAGAGUUUCUUCAGAUGAACAAGAGAGGAGAGCAUCUGUCCUGGUUGUGUAUGUUCUGGAUGAUUGGUGGGAUCUAUGCUUCAUUCACUGCCUGGGGAAUUAUACCCAGAUAUGGCUGGGGCUUCAGUAUGGGCACAGAAUUUCAGUUCCACGCCUGGCGAGUGUUCGUCCUGGUUGCGGCUCUCCCUGCAAUUGCUUCUCUGGUUGGACUUACCUUUAUGCCCGAGAGCCCACGUUUCCUCCUGGAGAAUGGCAAACACGAUGACGCGUGGAUGAUCCUAAAACAGGUCCAUGAUACUAACUGGAGAGCCAAGGGGCAGCCAGAAAAAGUCUUCACUGUGGUGCACAUCAAGACCCCGAAGACAACUGAGGAUGGUUUUUUUGAGGUUCAGAGUGCAACAAGAACACCUGUACAACGAUGGGCCGUACGCUCACUGACACUCUGUAAACUGGUGUUGAGGAACGUGGCAUCUCUCCUUUCUGCAGAGCUGAGAUUUGCUACACUCUUCAUGGCUGUCAUCUGGUUCUGCAUGGCUUUCAGCUAUUAUGGCUUAUCUGUGUGGUUCCCUGACAUGAUCAAACACCUUCAGCAUGAAGAGUAUGUGUCUAAGGUCCAGGUUUUCCAUAAAAAACGAGUGGAGAACAUGAUUUUUGACUUUCCUUUGGAGAACCAGAUCCAUGAAGAAGUAGAAUACAUCCGUGACAAGUUCAUCAAUAUAGAGAUGAAGUCAGUGAAAUUUAAAGACUCUCUGUUUGAAGACUGUCACUUUGAGAACAUCAGGUCCUCUGAAACAGUGUUUGAGAACUGCACCAUCCACUCCACUGUCUUCUACAACACAGACCUGUGGGAGGCCAAGUUUAUUGACUGUAACAUGGAGAACACCACCUUUGAACACAACAAGCACGGCUGCCACCUUGAUACUGCUAAGGAGAAUGAUGUCCUCAUCUACCUGGUCAGCUUCCUAGGCAGUCUGGCAGUGCUGCCAGGCAACAUCAUUUCAGCUCUCUACAUGGAGAAGAUUGGCAGAGUAAAGAUAAUAGGUGGCUCCAUGCUGAUUUCAGCAGGCUGUACAUUUUUCCUGUUUCUAAGCUUCAGCCAAUCAGCAAUCAUUGCACUACAGUGUCUGUUCUGUGGUGUUAGUGCAGCUGCAUGGAAUGGAAUUGAGGUGGUGACUGUGGAACUGUAUCCAGCUUCAAAGAGAGCAACAGCUUCUGGUGUGCUGAAUGCUCUGUGUAAACUGGCUGCUGUUCUCGGCAGCUCCAUCUUUGCCAGCUGUGUGGGAAUCACCAAAGCCAUCCCUAUUCUACUAUCCUUUACUGCGCUGGUGUGCGGCGGCCUUGUGGCCCUCAACCUGCCUGACACGCAACAGAAAAUUCUCCAGUGAAGUGAUAUGAGCGUGCUGAGGUGGGAAUGAGGGGGGUGAGGAAGAGGCCAAAACACAUCUACUUCUUGUUGGAGGCUAAUGAAUUUACCUUGACUCUGAACUUGAAAAAAGACAAGACUCACAACUGUUCAUUAGAACCAUUUUUUUCAGGUUGGAGGUUUUAGACCAGGAAAAAGCAGGUUUAUGUUUUUCUGUAUUUCUGUAUGAGUCUUUAUUGAUGCCAUGAAUCCACUAAGGCAGUUGACAUACUAACCAUUUAAUAAUUUGUUAAUGAAUUACGUGGACAGAUGUUUUUUGAAUGUUUAAAGCACGCACUGUAAUAUAUUCUGUGUUCCUACCACUAUUUAGAUGCAUGUCAGGGGGAAAAAGUGUUAUCAGUAAUUUGCACCUUAAAAGUUUUUCCAAGCUCUGUUAUCAAUAUUUCAUAGCUUAAAAAUCUGCUUUGACGCUCUAGUCUCCAAGUUAGUGUAAGAUUAUCAAACUACAUAUGUCAAUAGCUUUUCUUUAUACUAAAUAAAUAAGCUAGUCCUUGUAAACAGUGGCUAAAUAACCUAGCUUAACAAACUAGCCCCGGACUGUAACAGAUUUGAUGUGAUCAGUGUGAUUAAAUCACAUACUUCUACAUAUUAACGUCAAGAUUAGGUUUUGAUGACAGAAAUGUGACGCUGUUGCUCUGUGAAUUUUUGCAGGGGUGAUCUCACCCAUUCUAGUUCCCACAUGUCUUUAUGUGGGAUAUGGGGAUCACUAUUUUCAAAUAUUUUUAACCAGAUGUUUGACUGAUUAAUUGUGAAAUAACCUUCAGAUCAACCUCUUAACAUCCAGUAUAUUAUUGAAGAACCAUCUAGGAUUAGGGUCAAGGACAGGAGUAGACUUUGGUAACUUGCAUGUUUUUUAAGAACUGUUGCCUCUUUGGCCCACCAACAUCUGUAAACAGAAUUAAGUGAAUAACUGUAUGGCACAAAUGUAUGCAACAUUAUAUGAAAUGUAGUACCUUCCAGUUUCUGAAAAUGUAUUUGUUUAUUAUAAGGACAAAAUACAGCCUUUAAAAAUAACCCUCAUCAUAAACUUGUUGUUUUUAAGAGAUUAAUCAUUAACAAACAGUAAUUGUGAGACUGGAUGAAGCAGACAAUUUUAUUUUAUUGGCCUGCAGGACAGUGAACAUUUGAACUUACAUCCCCUAGGCUGAAGAAAUACAUAACAUUAACCAGGAUCCUAACAAAGAAUAUAUUGGUCAUUCUGAAAAUGUAAUAUUCAGGAAAAUGGUUCUUCAAGUGUUCUG
Molecule: messenger RNA, 3334 nt
Organism: Oreochromis aureus
Lineage: Eukaryota; Metazoa; Chordata; Actinopteri; Cichliformes; Cichlidae
Product: synaptic vesicle glycoprotein 2B-like
Exons: 14
Coding region: 52-2055 (667 amino acids)
Biological process (GO): transmembrane transport; chemical synaptic transmission
Cellular component (GO): membrane
Molecular function (GO): transmembrane transporter activity
Source: RefSeq, a predicted model, not a curated record